AUGAUUCGGCGCAACGCGCGGCUGCGGCGCGAGUAUCUGUACCGCAAGAACCUGGAGGGCAAGGAGCGCGUGCAGUACGAGAAGAAGCUCAAGAUCCGCCAGGCGCUGCAAGAGGGUCGGCCGGUUCCCACGGAGCUGCGCAACGAGGCGUUGGCGCUGCGGGACGAGAUCGACCUCGAAGACGACUACACCGCGGAGCCGCGAUCACAUGUGGACGACGAGUAUGCGAGGGCGGGCGAGGAGGACCCGCGCGUGCUGCUGACCACGUCGCGCGACCCCAGCAGCCGCCUCACGCAGUUUGUCAAGGAGCUCAAGAUCGUCUUCCCCAACGCACAGAGAAUCAACCGCGGAGGGCAGGUGAUAAACGAGAUUGUGGCAUCGGCGCGCAGCAGCGCAUUCACAGACAUCAUAGUGGCGCACGAGCACAGAGGGCAGCCUGACGGGCUAGUCGUCUGCCACCUGCCCUACGGCCCCACCGCUUAUUUCGGCCUGCUCAACGUGGUGACGCGGCAUGACAUUCAGGACAGAGCCGCCAUAGGCACCAUGUCAGAGGCAUACCCACACCUCAUUCUCGAUAAUUUCUCCACCAAGUUGGGGCAGCGCACGAGCAACAUUCUCAAGUAUCUCUUCCCGGUGCCCAAGCCUGACUCUAAGCGUGUCAUCACAUUUGCCAACCAGUCCGACUACAUCUCCUUCCGUCACCACGUAUACGAGAAGCCUCAAGGACCCAAGUCUCUACAGCUCAAGGAAGUCGGGCCUAGAUUUGAGCUCCGGUUGUACCAGAUUAAGUUGGGAACAAUGGACCAGCCAGAGGCGGAGAACGAGUGGGUGAUUCGGCCAUAUAUGAAUACAGCGAAGAAACGCUCCUCUUUCCCCACCGUAGCGCGCGAGAUGGAGAUCUCGUUACAAAGUACCGCACGCGCUGCCUUUCGCACAGCGCCGCAGCGGUCUGCGAGGAAUGAGGCUGGCGACGCCGCGCAAACUACCGCGCAAGCCUCCCUCUCUUCGCUCUCAUGCGCAGCGCUCGCUGGUGCGGGGCGUCGGAGCCUUUUCUCCGCCUCUCCGCUUCCGCACGCGCGGGCAUCUUCCCGCGGCAUCCGCCGCGGAGUGAUCUCCGCAGUCGCCGCGGGAGUGGCGGGAGCCGCCGGCUCAAACAAGACCCGCCUGGCGCGAGCGGCGGAGCUAGCGCAGUGGCUAGCCUCCGCGGGCUUCCCCGCGCAACCUGUUGCGCCCGCGGACGCCGGCGCCGCGGGAAUCGGGCUUUCCGCCAAAGACCCAAUAAAAAAGGGCCAAGUGGCGCUGCGCGUGCCGGAGAAUUUUGUCGUGACGUCUGUCGACGUGGCGGAGCACCCGGUGGUGGCGAAGGCGGCGGAGGGACGUGGCGAUUUGGUCGGCCUGACUCUCUGGCUGAUGUGGGAGCGCUCUCAGGGAGACGCGUCGCUCUGGGCUCCGUACAUUCGCACUUUUCCGGAAGCCACGUCAUCGCCGCUGCUUUGGCCGGCAGACGACCGGCAGCGGCUGCUGGCCGGCACGACGAUCGCCGACGAGAUGGACGGCCGGGUGGCGGAAAUGGAAGCGGUGUAUAGCGUUCUUAAAGCCACGCAUUUUGACGCGGACCCUAGUUCCUUCCCGACCUCUCCAGCCUCCGCUCCUUUUUCUCCGGAGUCUUUUAAGAAAGCCUUUGCUGUGGUGCUGUCGCGUGCCGUGUACCUCCCCUCGGUCGACUUAUUCGCCUUGAUUCCCUUGGCUGAUCUAGUCAACCACUCGCCCGCACCCUCUAACCCGGCUAUUCCUCCGCCCUCUUCUUUCGAUUUUGACCCGGCGUCGCAAUGCGUGGUUCUUCGUUCCCACAUUGAUCUCUCUUCCGGCGAUCCUCUCCUCGCAUCGUACGGCCAGGAUCGCACCCCGGCGGAUCUCCUCCUCACGUAUGGCUUCGUGCCGCGCCCCUCGCCGUCCGAUUUCCUUCUGCUGCCAGUCUCGCUUGUUCCUGGCGACCCCCUGUUGGAAUUCAAGCGGCAGAUUCUAAACGACCAGGGGCUGUCUGUAUCGGAGAUGUUUCCUCUUUUCACGGACCGCUUUCCACGUCAGCUGAUCGCGUUCAUGCGGCUCGCGCGGCUCCAGGAUGCGGCGCAACUCGCGGGAAUCAGCUUCGACCGCGAUGUGAUGCUAUCGGAGGCGAACGAGUACGAGGCGCUGCAGAUCCUGCUACGUGACUGUAACGACCGGGUCGCGGAAUUCCCGCAGACUCUGGAGGACGACCUCCGGCUGCUCAAUCUCGGCUCCGCCGUUUCCGCCGGCGCCGCCUCCGCCGCCGCCGCCGCCGCCGCCGCGGCAAAUGCCGAGAGCAGCAGCAGCAGCAGUGGCGGCGGGGGCGGGGUUUUUGGAGGGCUUUUCGGGGGUUUUGGCGGGGGGCAGCAGCAGAAGCAAUCGGUGAGUGAAGCUGAACGGGCAUCGGCUGCUGCUGCAGCAGAGGCAGCCGCAGCAGAGGAGCGAGAAAUGCUGGCAGCAGCGCUACGGGCGCGGGAGAAGCAGAUUCUAGCCAAUACCGUUGCUGCGCUGCGCACUAAGCUGGCGCCAAUUAGGGGGCUGCCGAGCAAGCAGGGCAUGGAUGACCCGAACGAGGAGAUUAAAGCCAUGUUUGGCAUGAUGGAGGCGGGGUUUUCUGCGCCGACCAAGCUGUUUUCGGAUUUGAUGAAACGGAAGAAUUCGCCUUAG
Molecule: messenger RNA, 2715 nt
Organism: Closterium sp. Naga37s-1
Lineage: Eukaryota; Viridiplantae; Streptophyta; Zygnematophyceae; Desmidiales; Closteriaceae
Source: the annotation of a GenBank genome assembly